GAGAAGAGAGGUCGAAGAUGAAGGUGCAGCGUCUGAUCUUGGUGGCUGUUUUCUUCUACCUUGCAUGUAUGGAGUUGGUCAACGGGCAACCUCGCAAGGAUUGCCAAACUAGAUGUGGCAACGUCACAAUUGAGUACCCUUUCGGCACUUCUCAAGGUUGUUACUAUGCUGACGACCCUAGUUUCAAUCUCACAUGUAACGAUAAAGAGAAGCUAUUCUUUCGAAAUAAUAUUGAAGUAAUCAACAUUUCUCAUAGCGGGGAGCUACGCGUCAUGACUAAUACUUCCUACGCUUGCUACGAUAGCCAAGGAAAUUCGAAUGGUAGUCGUUACUACACUUACAGGCUGGGUAGUUUAUCUCUCUCCCACAAAAACAAGUUUAAUGUAGUAGGCUGUAACGCUGUAGCACUUCUGAGCACUUUUGGACCGCAAAAUUACUCAACUGGAUGUUUGUCAGCGUGUAACUUUCCACCUCUGGCAAAUGGAGACUGUAAUGGCGCAGGUUGCUGCAGGACAGAUGUCUCUGACCCGUAUGAUAGCUAUUCAUUCCAAACUCGCUCAUCUCGUUUGCAGAACAUGACUUCUGUGUAUGACUUUAAUCCUUGCACAUAUGCCUUUCUCGCCGAAAAUGGUACUUUUCACUUUGAUGCUUUGGAAGAUCUUAAGAACCUACGGAAUGUCAAUGAGUUCCCUCUGGUACUGGACUGGUCUAUCGGAAACCAGACAUGCGAGCAAGUUGGAAACAGAAGCAUAUGUGGUAUGUUUAACAGCACAUGUUUCAAUUCUACUCGUGGAACCGGGUAUAACUGCAAAUGUUUAGAAGGUUUUGAAGGAAAUCCUUACCUUUCAAAUGAACAUGGUUGCCAAGACAUCAAUGAGUGUACUACUAAUAGUACUAUCCAUAAACAUAACUGCUCGGAUCCCAGCACCUGUAGAGACAAGGUUGGAGGCUUCGAUUGUAAGUGCCAGUCUGGUUACCGCUUAGAUACAACCACUAUGAAAUGCAAGCAUAAAGACUUUGGAUGGGCUACUAUUCUUCUUGGAACAACCAUCGGCUUCUUGUCCAUCCUGCUUAUCAUUAGCUGUGUACAACAGAGAAUGAAGCACCGGAAGGCAGCUGAGCUCCGACAAAAAUUCUUCGAACAAAAUGGUGGCGGCAUGUUAGUACAGAGACUCUCAGGACCAGGGACAUCAAAUGCUAAUGUAAAAAUCUUUACGGAAGAAGGCAUGAAGACAUCAACCAAUGGCUACGACAAGAGCAGAAUCCUUGGCCAGGGGGGACAAGGAACCGUCUACAAAGGGAUAUUACCAGACAACUCCAUAGUUGCUAUAAAGAAAGCUCGGCUCGGAGACAACAGCCAAGUAGAGCAGUUCAUCAACGAGGUGCUAGUGCUUUCCCAAAUCAACCACAGGAACGUGGUCAAGCUCCUAGGAUGUUGUCUGGAGACAGAAGUUCCCUUGCUGGUCUAUGAGUUCAUUAACAGCGGCACCCUUUUCGAUCACUUGCAUGGUUCCUUGUUUGGUCCUUCUCUAACAUGGGAACAACGCCUGAGAAUAGCAGUGGAAAUUGCUGGAACUCUUGCUUAUCUUCACUCAUCUGCUUCUAUUCCAAUCAUCCACCGAGACGUCAAGACUGCUAAUAUUCUCCUGGAUGAGAACUUAACUGCAAAGGUAGCUGACUUUGGGGCUUCAAGACUAAUACCGAUGGAUAAAGAGCAGCUCACUACCAUGGUCCAAGGUACUAUAGGCUACUUAGACCCAGAAUAUUACCAUACAGGACUGUUAAACGAAAAGAGUGAUGUUUAUAGCUUUGGGGUAGUUGUCAUGGAACUUCUCACUGGCCAAAAGGCAUUGUGCUUCGAAAGGCCACAACAGUCAAAACAUCUGGUGAACUACAUUUCGUCUGCCAUGAAAGAGAACAGGUUGCACGAGGUUAUAGAUGCGAAAAUAAUCAACGAGAAUAGCUGGAAGGAGAUCAAUGAAGCUGUCAGAGUUGCUAUGGAGUGUACAAGAGUGACAGGAGAGGAAAGGCCACUGAUGACGGAAGUAGCUGCAAAGCUUGAGGGCUUGAGAGUCACAAAAGCCAAACAUCAGUGGUCAGAUCAGUAUCCUGGGGACGAGACUGAGAACUUGGUCGGUGUUGGAGUCUUAUCAGCGCAAGGCAAUACAAGUAGCACUGGCUAUGACAGCAUCAAGAAUGUAGCAAGCAUGCAAGUUGCAGCUGGUCGCUGAUAUCUAUUACUCAAGCCCCUGUCUCAAUCACGUUGAGUCUUUUUUUUUUAAUGAAAAAAUAAUAUCAUUUCUAUAUAGUUUCUCACCUCUUUUGGCUCACUUAAACAGUUUAAAACUAGAGUAUCAAGACAAUAAUGAAGAACAUGUAUGCAUUGAGAUAUUCUUAUAGACCAUCAGUACUUAUUUUACAGUGUCUAA
Molecule: messenger RNA, 2429 nt
Organism: Brassica oleracea var. oleracea
Lineage: Eukaryota; Viridiplantae; Streptophyta; Magnoliopsida; Brassicales; Brassicaceae
Product: wall-associated receptor kinase 1-like
Exons: 3
Coding region: 18-2231 (737 amino acids)
Biological process (GO): cell surface receptor signaling pathway; protein phosphorylation
Cellular component (GO): plasma membrane
Molecular function (GO): ATP binding; polysaccharide binding; protein serine/threonine kinase activity
Source: RefSeq, a predicted model, not a curated record